AUGCAGAAACCAGCUUACAAGUGGUACUACCCCGCCGACAUUGAGAACGAUCUCAAUGGCAUUGACUUGCCCGCUGCAAUCAAGGCUGAGGUUCUUGCUUGUGCUUGGGAAUACUCGAGAAGUGUCAUCCCGCAGUACACCAACUGGAAGCGAUAUGUUGCUUUCAUGCGAACCAUCAUCAUCGGCACCAUUGCAGAGUUCCGCGGAGCUAUGUUGGACGUGACGUCGGAUACUCCAAUUCUCGGCUUCGAUCUGGACCAAGUGCUGGCCGAUCUCUUCGAAGGAACUCCUGGCCACGAGGACAUGGCACGCGAAUACAAGACUUUCCUCACGGUCACCAGCGACAAGACCAGUGAUCGUCGCGACCACGAGCUGUUCCGUCGUUACAAGAAAGCAGUCUCAUCAAGCCCUCAGAACUGGUUCCGUCUUCGGGAUUGCGACGCUCUUUGCCGCUUUGCCAUCGCCGCCGCUCUGGCCUGCAACGACAUGGACGACGUCUGGUUCACCGACGAACAAUUCGAUGCCCUUGCCGAGAUCGGCGACACCAUGUACGAUGCCAUCGCAUUCUACAAGCAUCGCGCUGAAGGCGAGACAAACAACACUUUUGCCUACGUUCCUGAGGACAUGCGAGUCGAUGCGUUCCGUACCGCCCGAGAAACUCUCUGGGCGCUGGAUACGGCAUAUGCAGACAGACCGGAGAUGCAGGUCGUUGUCAACUUCUUGCGAGCAUUCGGCGGACCGAUUCACAUGAUCAUGCGUCGCUAUCGAUUCUGUGAAGAGGGCUUGGUCAUUGGCAAGGCCGAAGAUACAUCCGUGAUCGAUGCGGCCAGAAAACACGAAAAGCUCUGGCAUCGAUUGGACCAGCAGGAGAUUGUUCUACAACAAGGCGUUGAGCGUUGCGAGCUCAUCUUCUCCAUGGAAAACAGACUUCUCUUCCGAGGGUUCACGGACAUUCUACUUGAUGCCGAUCGAUCCGACUCUCCCUUGGAGUUUCCCUCCAGCCCUGUUGAGAAGAACGGCUUCGGCGGCGCUCUGGCACACCAAGCUGCGGGUCAGAUUUGGAAGAGCUACGCUUUGCGAUUGCCAGAAAGAGUGAGGCGCGCCUUUCCCGAGGUUUGCCUCAAUCCUUGUUUACCACAAGCGUUUGCCCAACCGAUUGAGAAAUUUCCGCGAGGCAAAGUUGUGGCGGAAGUGGUUGGUGCUCCAACAGCAAUUACGCAAGCGAGCCAAAAGCGCUCGUAUGGUGGUGAUGACGGUGGGAACGGGAAGCAAUACAAGGAACGCCGGAUCGAUCAGCGCGCCCGUUCGACGUUGGUAGAGGUGUAA
This is a messenger RNA of Zymoseptoria tritici IPO323, 1326 nucleotides long. RefSeq lists its product as uncharacterized. The record is from RefSeq and is a predicted model, not a curated record. The coding region runs from base 1 to 1326 and encodes 441 amino acids. NCBI's taxonomy places the organism in Eukaryota, Fungi, Ascomycota, Dothideomycetes, Mycosphaerellales, Mycosphaerellaceae. The transcript has 2 exons.